Gadus chalcogrammus (walleye pollock) is the source of this 458-nucleotide messenger RNA. It is a transcript of the gene uqcr11, whose product is annotated as cytochrome b-c1 complex subunit 10. The coding region runs from base 71 to 253 and encodes 60 amino acids. NCBI's taxonomy places the organism in Eukaryota, Metazoa, Chordata, Actinopteri, Gadiformes, Gadidae. Gene Ontology annotation, cellular component: mitochondrial inner membrane. The transcript is spliced from 3 exons. The record is from RefSeq and is a predicted model, not a curated record. Gene Ontology annotation, biological process: mitochondrial electron transport, ubiquinol to cytochrome c.
AAACCUCGCCAGGGUCCUACCGAGUCAUCAGUAGUAGCAGCAACGCGAAAAGCGACUCAAGAAGGUCAGAAUGGUGCAGAAAAUACUAAAUGCCAUCGUUGGUGCCAAAUAUAUCUCCAUUCUGCGGACGUGGGUACCCAACGCGAUAGGCUGGGGAACCGUCGGUGGAAUCGGGGUGAUCCACUUCACCGACUGGCGGCUCAUCCUCGACUACGUCCCCUACAUCAAUGGGAAGUUUGUCAAGAAAGAUUAAGAUGUUAACUCAAGAUUUACGUUGGCUUUUACCCGUGGGAUCAAAUUAUGGAGAAAGACUUCAACCGAGAAAGGACAAAGUUGGCGGCUGUGGAACAGAACUGGCUCCCACCGCUGGGUUUCGGAUCUUUGCACUAUAGGAUGUGAUCUGUUUGACUACUUGGCUCCAUUGUUAUUUUAUGUUAAUAAAUAUUCUACCGAUGAAA